UCUGUUAGUAGAGCUACUGUGGAGGAGACGGUAAGGAGAGACGGCACAGAAGAAGAGACGAAGAGGAGCGAGGUAGUGAAAAAGUUUAAGAGAGAGAGGAGGAGACAGGAGGAGAACCUAGAAGAAACCAGGACCACGAAGAGACGAAGUCCUGGAGACAGAGAGGAGCUGAAUGAAUCAGUGGUGGAGAGGACGUGAGAUUCACAGACGAGUGACAUCACCUGAGGAGGAGGAGUCAGUAAGAAUGGCGUCUAGGCUGUACGGUCCUCACCUGUUGUUGGUCGCCAUCAUGUUCAGAAGCGUCUCUGCUGAUCCGGUCACAUUGCCUCGCUACACACUCCACCCCCGCCAGCUUCCCUACGAGCAGGCGGUGGAAGCGUGCUCCCCUGGCGGCGUCCUCGCCACCUUCGUCACCCAGCAGGAUUUAUCGGAAGUCCUCAAACUCCUCUCUGAGUCUCUGCCUCCUGUGAGUCGGAGCGAGAUCACGCUUUGGGUGGGGCUCAGGCAGCUGAAGAAGCAGUGCGUGGUCUCUUACCUGACCCUCAGAGGCUUCAAGUGGAUCCAUGACGGCAGCCAGGAGGCAGAGGUGAUGCAGUGGUGGAAGGAGCCGAAAGAGACCUGUACCUCUAUACGCUGUGCAGCACUGAGGGUGGAGCUUCAAGGGACCAAUGUGACCAGAUGGGGUCUGGUCCAAGUCACCUGUAAGACCGAAUACCAGUUCAUCUGUGAACAGAUAUCGAUGGAGACCCCUGCAGCACCGGAGACACCUGAGCCACAACUGGAACCUAAACCUGCCACGCCAAAACCACCAGAACCUGCUGAACCGACAACACGCACACCGCCGUCUACACCUGGAACACACAUGCCAGAUCCAGAACUUUUUGCUCCAGCAGAGACAAACAACACCAGACUACAGGCACUUGGAUCUGAUCCUGGCUCUGUCUCUGGUUCUGACCCUGGAUCUGACCUUGGCUCUGACCCUGGCUCUGACCUUGGCUCUGACCUUGGCUCUGACCCUGGCUCUGACCUUGGCUCUGACCCUGGCUCUGACCUUGGUUCUGACCCUGGAUCUGACCCUGGCUCUGACCUUGGUUCUGACCUUGGAUCUGACCCUGGAUCUGACCCUGGAUCUGACCCUGGAUCUGACCCUGGCUCUGACCUUGGUUCUGACCCUGGAUCUGACCCUGGCUCUGACCUUGGUUCUGACCCAGGGUUGUUAUCGGUUUCAUGUGAGCUCCCCAAAGAUCCGACGAAGACUCCGGGUAUCCGCUCGUUCAUCCAGGAGGAGGAUGACAGCAGGACCCAGGUGGAGUGCUGGUCGUCAGACCUGGUGGCGCUCCAAUGUUCAGGUCAUCCUCUCAUGUGGCGUCUGAUCGAUGACUCCCCUGUCGACUUCUCCGCCGUCUGCCGUACCUGUGAGCUUGGGUUCCAGAGGGACGCUUUAGGACACUGUGUGGACAUUGACGAGUGUAGCGUUGGUGCCCCCUGCAGGCACCUCUGCCUGAACUCUGUGGGCUCGUUCAGGUGCGUCUGCUCCGACGAGGACGGCAAACAUCACGACGAGGACUCCACGGCCUGCAAGAACAUGACGAGGGAUGAAGACGACAGCCUCCUGUCCGGUAUCCUCUUCCCCGUGCUGGUAGCCGUGGGGGCAUUUGUGGUGCUGGUGGUGAUCGUCGUGGUGACGGUGAAGUGCUGCCUAAUGAGGCGGUCCAAGAAACGCGCCAUGAAGAAGGCAGAGAAGAUGGCGAUGAAGAGCAAAGAGGAGAAGGAUUCCUUCCUAACAGCCAAUGAGAAGACAGCAACAUGAGUAGGCUGUGUUGUGAUUGGACGAAGGCAGAGACAUCAUUUCCUGGAUAAGAAUAUCCAGUCAGGUGGAUUUGAGAUGAAACUGGAAGCAUAAAAUUCAUAACUUUGUGAUUUCUAAAGAAGAUUGGAAUGUGUUAUAUUAACAUUUGUCCUUAUUCUGUAUAUUCUGUUGACUUCAUUAGUUAAUAACAAAUAUUUUUAUCAAGUCUUCUUUAUUACUUCAUUAUUAGAAUAAACCUGAAAUAUGUUCUUCAUCACUAGAGUAGUUUUUUUUAAAAAUUAAUGUAAAUGAGAAGAUUUCUUUGUCUGUUCAGUUUUCAGUGGAUGAUGUCAUUCUUUCUUACCAUGUAGGCUUGAAAGGAUGACAUCAAUUUAAAGGCAGAAGACGGAAUGUUUUAUAGGUUUCAAAGGAUGAUGUGAUUUUAAAGGCAGAGCACGGAAUGUUUUAUAGGUUUCAAAGGAUGAUGUCAUUUUAAAGGCAGAGCACGGAAUGUUUUAUAGGUUUCAAAGGAUGAUGUCAUUUUAAAGGCAGAGCACGGAAUGUUUUAUAGGUUUCAAAGGAUGAUGUCAUUUUAAAGGCAGAGCACGGAAUGUUUUAUAGGUUUCAAAGGAUGAUGUCAUUUUAAAGGCAGAGCACGGAAUGUUUUAUAGGUUUCAAAGGAUGAUGUGAUUUUAAAGGCAGAGCACGGAAUGUUUUAUAGGUUUCAAAGGAUGAUGUGAUUUUAAAGGCAGAGCACGGAAUGUUUUAUAGGUUUCAAAGGAUGAUGUCAUUUUAAAGGCAGAGCACGGAAUGUUUUAUAGGUUUCAAAGGAUGAUGUAGUAGGGGAACCAUCAGCCUUCAGUUAUGCGGUGGAUGUCCCAAGGUCCGCAGGGGUAUCACCAGAGGCGAAAAGGGCCACACAUCAGAGACGCUGUUGAGCUUGACCUUGGCUGCUGAGUGACACACAUGUCUACAUGCGUCCAGCUUGACAUGGGCCACCCUGGUCUUCUAGCCAUGGGGUGCAGCACAAUGGGCCCCUUCAUGAAUCCUAUGUACCCUACAUGCUUAAAACUUGCAGAUGCAGAUGACUGUAGAUCAUUCAAAUGUAUAGUGUGUAAUGUUUAAACUUUGCUUAAAUGGAACAUUUAAAGUCCCCUCCAUGGACUCUGGUCACCAGGUUGUCUGAGCCUGUUUGCUUUGGCGCUAACACGGUGAAAAUGAGAACCACUGACAUCUACACUGUUUAAAACCAAACUCUCCAAAUGUAGAGCCAUCACCUUGCCAUGAAGGCUGUUAUGUCCAUCUACAUGUUAAAUUUAAACUGAUAUGAAACCCUAGUAUCAAAACUUCUACACCAGCA
Molecule: messenger RNA, 3149 nt
Organism: Cheilinus undulatus (humphead wrasse)
Lineage: Eukaryota; Metazoa; Chordata; Actinopteri; Labriformes; Labridae
Gene: clec14a
Product: C-type lectin domain containing 14A
Exons: 2
Coding region: 173-1810 (545 amino acids)
Biological process (GO): positive regulation of axonogenesis
Cellular component (GO): cytoplasm
Molecular function (GO): calcium ion binding
Source: RefSeq, a predicted model, not a curated record